Messenger RNA from Leptopilina boulardi, 804 nucleotides. It is a transcript of the gene Vps25, whose product is annotated as vacuolar protein-sorting-associated protein 25. Gene Ontology annotation, cellular component: ESCRT II complex. Gene Ontology annotation, biological process: protein transport to vacuole involved in ubiquitin-dependent protein catabolic process via the multivesicular body sorting pathway. Lineage: Eukaryota; Metazoa; Arthropoda; Insecta; Hymenoptera; Figitidae. Gene Ontology annotation, molecular function: protein homodimerization activity; structural molecule activity. The record is from RefSeq and is a predicted model, not a curated record. The transcript is spliced from 4 exons. Bases 121 to 648 code for a protein of 175 amino acids.
UCAAAACGAUCAAAAUAUCGUCUGCUAGAAAAGCGCUGACGUAAACAUUUGUUGUGAUCUGUUGUUUAUUAUUUAUUAAAUUAAUAAUAAUAAAGUGUUUAAAUAAUAUUGCAUUUUAAAAUGACGGAGAUGAAUUGGUCUUGGCAAUAUAGUUUUCCUCCAUUUUUUACUCUUCAACCUCAUUCCGAGACCAGAGAAAAACAAUUACUUGCGUGGAAGAAUUUAGUUUUAGAAUAUCACAAAGUUACAAAACAAGCAAUUGUAGAUAUUCGUGAAGUACAAUCGAGUCCAUUAUUUAAUAACACUGCAAUAAACAGAAAAUUACCUUCAGACGUGGUCCUUUUAAUAUUAGAGGAAUUAGCAAAAUCAGGAAAUGCCUGUCCUCUCGAUAAAACGAAACAAAGGUGGUUAGUUUAUUGGCAUACAUUAGAAGAAUGGGGAGAAAUUGUUUACAAUUGGGCUCAGGAAAAUGGUUUUAUUGGUUCCGUAUGCACAUUGUUUGAAUUAACACAAGGAGAAGACACUGUUGAUCAAGAAUUUCAUGGACUUGACACUGAAGUUUUAAUUAGGUCGCUAAAAACAUUGGAAGCUUCGCAGAAAGCUGAAUUAAUUAUGUUUGACGAUAAUCAAGGAGUGAAAUUUUUUUAAAGUUUAAAACAAAUCGAGAGUUUUUUGUAGCAAUUUUUUUUCUUAUUUAUUAAGAUUUUUAAAAUAAGUACAUAAAGAAUUAUUUAUGUUAUAAAAAUUUAGAUAAUGUAUUUUAAUAAGUUUAAAAAAAAAAUUUUCAUAAAGUUACAAUUUUAA